Chilo suppressalis (striped riceborer) is the source of this 1590-nucleotide messenger RNA. The record is from the annotation of a GenBank genome assembly. Lineage: Eukaryota; Metazoa; Arthropoda; Insecta; Lepidoptera; Crambidae.
AUGAGUACGACAGAGGCAAAGCAAUCGCCGAUGAAACUAAAGUUACGAGUGCUACAUGUGAUUAGGCUAGUUAUAUCGACUGUAGCUAGAUUCUUCUUCAGUCUAUAUUACGGCACAGAAGGAGUUAAAAUUUCAGAGAUAACAGAUGAUAUCCUAAAGCAGCCGGCUGUGGAAGUGGCGCGAAGAAUAAGGAAUAAGGAGAUAACAAGCGUGGAAGUGCUCGAGACGUGCAUAAGGCGCAUAAAAGAUGUGAACUCUGCCCUCAAUUGUUUCGUCGAGGAUCGCUUUGAAUUGGCACUGAAAGAAGCGCGUGAGGCAGACGAGCUCGUUCGAAACGGCACUAUGACGCCGGAGCAACUAGAAAAGGAGAAACCUUUCCUAGGUGUUCCAUUCACUACUAAAGAUUGCAUGUCUGUGAAAGGUCUACAUCACACAUCAGGAGUGGUGUUAAGGAAAGAUGUGAUUGCGGACCGUGACGCCGACGUCAUUAGACUGCUGAAAGAAAAAGGCGCUAUUUUGAUCGGACUCACCAACGUCCCUGAACUUUGCAUGUGGUGGGAAUCUCAUAAUCACAUCUACGGUAGAACUAAAAAUCCGUACAAUACUACAAGAAUCGUCGGGGGCUCGUCGGGAGGAGAAGGUGCUAUUCAAGCAGCGGCUGGAAGUAUCUUUGGAGUUGGUUCCGAUAUAGGUGGUUCCAUCCGCAUGCCAGCUUUCUUCAAUGGAAUUUUUGGACAUAAGCCGUCGAAAUUUAUCGUCUCGAACGAUGGGCAAUAUCCACCCCCAGUAACAGAUCUUCGGAAUUCGUUUCUAGGUACCGGACCCAUGACAAGACAUGCAGUUGAUUUGAAACCCCUAUUGGGAAUUAUGGCUGGAGAAAACAGCACAAAAUUGAAGUUAGAUCAACCUGUUGAUAUAACCAAACUCAAGGUUUACUACCAGGUUAGCAAUAACGCACCUUUGACAGAUCCCGUAGACCCUGACAUUGUAACGGCAAUGAAGCAAGUGGCGACAUUCUUAGAACGGCAACAUAAUAUAAAGAUUGAAGAAAAGAAUAUUAAGUUAUUGAAAAAAUCUAUGCCGAUUUGGAUGACAACAAUGAAAGAAGAAACAACAUUUGAAAAAUACAUUAUGACGAAAGCAGGAGUUGGAAAUAUUAUAAAGGAGAUUUUUAAAAAUAUAAUCGGAUGUUCUGGCAAUACUUUAAUUGGUCUUCUGACGGCACUCUCGGAUAGGUCUGGAGCUCAGUAUGGGACCGAGGAAUAUAAUUAUUAUUUAAAGUUACGAGAUCAGUUGGAAAAGGAAUUCACAGAUAUGCUAGGAGACGAUGGAGUUUUCUUAUUUCCAACGCAUCCAACACCAGCGCCUUACCACAACGAACCUCUAGUGAGGGCGUUUAAUUUUUCUUAUACUGCUAUUAUAAAUUGUCUUGGGAUGCCAGCUACUACAGUGCCCUUGGGAUUAGGACGUGAAGGUUUACCAAUUGGGAUUCAAAUAGUAUCUAACCAUAACAAUGAUAGACUGUGUCUCACUGUGGCUGAAGAAUUGGACAGAGCAUUUGGAGGCUGGGUAGAACCGCAAAAAUCAUAA